GCACCCUGGCGGGUGGGUGCCUGCCAGCCGCGGAGGCGCCAUGGCGGCGGCGGCGGUGUCCGAGUCCUGGCCAGAGCUGGAGCUGGCUGAGCGGGAGCGGCGGCGGGAGCUGCUGCUGACGGGGCCUGGGCUGGAGGAGCGAGUGCGGGCGGCGGGUGGGCAGCUGCCGCCGCGGCUCUUCACUCUGCCGCUGCUGCACUACCUGGAAGUGAGCGGCUGCGGGAGCCUGCGCGCGCCGGGGCCGGGCCUGGCCCAGGGCCUGCCUCAGCUGCACAGCCUCGUGCUCCGGCGCAACGCGCUGGGGCCCGGCCUGAGCCCCGAGCUUGGGCCGCUGCCUGCCCUUCGGGUGCUCGACCUGUCGGGCAACGCGCUGGAGGCGCUGCCGCCGGGCCACGGCCUGGGCCCCGCCGAGCCGCCGGGCCUCCCGCAGCUGCAGAGCCUCAACCUCAGCGGCAACCGGCUGCGCGAGCUGCCCGCCGACCUGGCGCGGUGCGCCCCGCGCCUGCAGAGCCUCAACCUCACGGGGAAUUGCCUGGACUCCUUCCCUGCCGAGCUCUUUCGCCCCGGCGCGCUGCCCCUGCUCAGCGAACUGGCGGCCGCCGACAACUGCCUCCGAGAACUCAGCCCCGACAUCGCCCACCUGGCCUCGCUCAAGACGCUGGACCUCUCCAACAACCAGCUGAGCGAGAUCCCUGCAGAGCUUGCGGACUGCCCCAAGCUCAAGGAGAUCAAUUUCCGCGGGAACAAGCUGAGGGACAAGCGCCUGGAGAAGAUGGUCAGCGGCUGCCAGACCAGGUCCAUCCUGGAGUACCUGCGUGUCGGAGGCCGCGGUGGCGGAAAGGGCAAGGGCCGUGCCGAGGGCUCGGAGAAGGAGGAGAGCCGGAGGAAGAGGAGGGAGAGGAAGCAGAGGCGGGAGGGCGGCGACGGGGAGGACCAGGACGUGGGAGACGCCGGCCGGCUGCUGCUUAGGGUCCUGCACGUCUCCGAGAACCCCACGCCUCUGACAGUCAGAGUGAGCCCCGAGGUCCGGGACGUGCGGCCCUACAUCGUGGGUGCCGUGGUGCGAGGCAUGGACCUGCAGCCGGGGAAUGCGCUCAAGCGCUUCCUCACCAUGCAGACCAAGCUCCACGAAGAUCUCUGUGAGAAGAGGACAGCCGCCACCGUUGCCACCCACGAGCUCCGAGCCGUCCGAGGGCCCCUGCUGUACUGCGCCCGGCCCCCGCAGGACCUCAAGAUCGUCCCCUUGGGGCGGAAAGAAGCAAAGGCCAAGGACCUGGUUCGGCAGCUGCAACUGGAGGCCGAGGAGCAGCGGAAGCAGAAGAAGCGGCAGACGGUGUCGGGCCUGCACAGAUAUCUUCACUUGCUGGAUGGAAAUGAAAAUUACCCUUGUCUUGUGGAUGCAGACGGUGAUGUGAUUUCCUUUCCACCAAUAACCAACAGUGAGAAGACAAAGGUGAAGAAAACGACUUCUGAUGUGUUUUUGGAAGUGACAAGUGCCAGCAGCCUGCAGAUCUGCAAGGAUGUCAUGGAUGCCCUCGUUCUGAAAAUGGCAGAAAUGAACAAGUACACUUUCGAAAAUAAAGAGGAAGGAUCACUCUCAGAUACCGAAGCUGAUGUAGCUGCUGGACAACUUUCAGAUCCCAGCACGAGUCCCAGUGCCGCAAAGAACGGGCCCUCCCCGCUGGUGGUGGAGCAGGUCCGGGUGGUGGACCUGGAGGGGAGCCUGAAGGUGGUAUACCCGUCCAAGGCCGACCUGGCUACUGCUCCUCCCCACGUGACUGUCGUGCGCUGACGCCAGGGCCCCCUGUCCAGCCUGUCCACAUUCAUUCGGCCUGUUUUACAGAGGUUUCUAUGUGGCAAUGCUGAAUUAUCCGUUAUAUUUUCACCUCAGCAUUUUUAAAGAUGUAUGUAUUCGUUGUUCUGUUUUUCCAGAUGAUUCUGUCGUAAAGUGAUGCUACAUUGUUGUUACAAGACCGACCUGAUUUUACAGUCUUUUAUGGAAUUACUUAAAUGUCAGAAUUGACUGUUGGGAAUGUUCUGAGUCACGUAGAUAUGUGGCAGGUGAUUCUGAGAGCAAAGACACUACAGGCCUGCGCCACGUGACAGCAUUUGGGUCAGGGACUGACACCUUCGUGACGGGCCACGAUGUUCUCGUGGAGUGUUUGGAAACUUGGUGUGUGGCCUUGUAGAUACGUAGGGGAAGUGACUGAUGUUCAGUCAUGCUGCUGGGACACUUGGCUUUCCAUAGGAAAAACAUAUAAAUCCACUACAUGCACCAUCGUGGCUGGCGUUAAGUCUGAUUGCGCAGCAGCAGCUGAGCACAUGGUGCUUGUGUCACUAAGUGAUGCAUGACUGUAACUGGAGCCUGGAAAAUGGGAAACUGACCGAUGUGCGUUUCCUCAGACAGCGCAGUCACUGGCUGUGACACAGCACCUGUUAGACCCUGUCCUGCCGGCGUGCAGCUGGGGGUGUGCAAGGACGCUGGGUUUUCCAGCUUGUGGUGAUCACAAUCUAUGGGAAAAGUGUUAAUGUGACCUUAGAAUUGAUAGAACUGCUUCUCUUAAUGCUGUUGGAUUGCUCUGUGGGACAGACGGUAGCAGUAACCGGAGGACGCUUAGGUUUUUGAACCAGAAAUCCUCGUUUACACACGGAUGGGUCCUGGGUGCCUUCUCUUGUAGACGUUUCUGUUGUGAAUGUCCAGGUCAGACCCCCAUGUCCGUGUGUCUUCAUGUGUGUCCAGGCACAUGUGCCUGCACACUGCUCCCGGGAGUCAGUGUGCUUGGGUCAUGAGGACCCGGCCAGCCGCCGCCAUCUUUCACGGACCCUACUGCCUUACAGUCUGGCUGCCAUGUGAGAAGCAGCCUCGUCAGCUUUACUGAAUGACACCGUUUUUCUGUUCAGUGUCUCAGUUUCUUUGUAGAAAUGACUGGCAGUUUGGGGGAGAAUCUGAGCCCCACAACCCCUUUCAUCAGAACCAGAGAGGCCCAGGGCCCUGUGUGCUGGGCAGACAAACAGCUGAGUGGCUCUUCAGAGCUUGUAGGACACACACAGGCCAGGUGGCCUUGAGACCUGGAUCCACUUGUCCUGGUCACUGCCAGGCUUCCUGUCUGGUCCACUGUGGGAGGGAGGGGACUCCAGACAGGCUGAGGAAACGAGGCCCACACUCGGUGCCAGCUGGACGUGUCGCACGGCCCCUUCUAAUUUCCUGCUGCUCUGGACAGUCAAGAGAGAUGCCACAGUUGGCCCGGACCUGCACUACUAGAAGUCUGAGGCAGCUCAAGGCUUCCCCAGGCCAGGACUCUGCUGGAGCUCUGGGCUGGGGGCCCCAGAAAGUGGCUCUGAGAGGUGAUUUGGGGAUGCUGUGCAGAGGCUGUCCUUUCUCCGCGUGGCCCAGCCUGGGAGGGAGAGGUGCUGGAGCUGCCAUCUUGGCUCCCAGGGACUUGGUGGCCACACUGUAGCACAUCUGUCACCGGGUGGAUGUGGAACGAGGCUGUCAUGUGCUGUGCCCUUUCCUGAUGCGGCUUGUGAUGCGUGAGGUGCUGGAUAUGUAUUUAACUUGCAGGGGAGGUCUCUUUGAUGUUUGCUUCACCCCACCCCCGACUCACUAAUAAAAAGCACUGUACAAAAACCAGCUCCA
Saimiri boliviensis boliviensis (Bolivian squirrel monkey) is the source of this 3637-nucleotide messenger RNA. RefSeq names its product leucine rich repeat containing 47 (gene LRRC47). The record is from RefSeq and is a predicted model, not a curated record. Gene Ontology annotation, molecular function: protein binding; RNA binding; phenylalanine-tRNA ligase activity. NCBI's taxonomy places the organism in Eukaryota, Metazoa, Chordata, Mammalia, Primates, Cebidae. Gene Ontology annotation, biological process: phenylalanyl-tRNA aminoacylation.